AUGCCUUUCCAAGAUGGCGACGCCCCCCGAUUGCGGGAAAACUCCUUUUCUCCACCAAGCUCUCCAGCCCCCUUGCAGGAGGAUGGCCUGAUCACCACAGUGACCACGAGUGCAAUGAUAGCGGAGUUUGCUGCAUCCCUGCAAUCCACAAUUACAGGUCAAAUGCAAACUAUGGCCAUCAACACCCGCAAGGAAAUCAAAGAGAUCGGUCAAAGGACCUCCCAUUUGGAACAAAAACUGGCUGACUUUGCCACUGCACACAAUGGCUUAGCUAACAAACUCCAGACACUGGAAGAGGUGAUUGAAUUCCAGAGGCUAAAAAGAACUGGAGGAUAG
Molecule: messenger RNA, 336 nt
Organism: Pelobates cultripes (western spadefoot toad)
Lineage: Eukaryota; Metazoa; Chordata; Amphibia; Anura; Pelobatidae
Source: the annotation of a GenBank genome assembly